UUUCAGUUUUUGCAGGUUAAAAUAAUUAAUUUCAAACGAAAUGAGUGCCAAAUCUCGCGCAAAGGCUGCCUCAAAGCCUCGACAUCAAUCCACUCCGUUCCCAAAGACGAAACAGUUUAAGUGCACAUGGGAUGGUUGUGAUCAUCGCGUGUUCUAUACGAGCCGUGGGCUUCAGUGGCACACUAGCGUAGCACACAAACUAGAUAAUUCUGAGAUUCCAUCGACGCGGCUUCAACUCUCCGACGACGAAGCUCCGCCAUCAUCUCCAUCGCUGAAUUUGAGCACAAGAUCCAUGCGAAAGAGAUCGGUCCCCAUUCCGCUUCCAGAAGACUCGAAAGAAAUGGUGGCUUCGAGAAAAUCAACGCAGAAGAAGGCAAAAAAGGAGAAGACCCCAGAGAAAGAAGCAACUCCGGAACCGGAAUCUCCUGACGAUUCGGGAUCCGAAGAAAUCGAUAAUGAGAUGAUGGAAGAGGAGAAGCAGGAGUACAAGUUCGUGUAUAACAUUGUCGAGCGCGUGCCGCCUCCACAAACUGUAUUCUCUGUCGGCGAAAUGGGCAAGAAGCUGCUGCCGGAGCUCCAGGCGAAGGUCUCUCUCACCAAGAGAAAGCACAAAGAAGACUACUGCAUCGCGUGCCUCGACUACAAAUUCGUCACCGGAGAGUGCUCCAAGGCUCACGAUGACAACGCGGAUCGCUUGCAGAAGUUCUGGAAGAGCGAAUUCCCACACACCGAGCCACUCACCAAGGCCAUCGUGCUCGCCGAUCUCACAACAAUUGCCGAAGAAUGGGUCUGAAUCGUUGUAUCAUCCAAUUAUAUAUUUUAUUUUUAUAUUUAUAUUUACUCGUCCCUCAAGCAUCUCUGACAAAUUCCACUGGCUUUUUAUUCUAAUUUAUUCAUAUUUUCAAAUUGCCCCUCGAAUAUUUUUUAUUGUUGAAUCAAGUUUUCAUAGCAAUAAACUCUGUCACAUAUUUAAAAAUCU
Molecule: messenger RNA, 979 nt
Organism: Caenorhabditis elegans
Lineage: Eukaryota; Metazoa; Nematoda; Chromadorea; Rhabditida; Rhabditidae
Gene: Y14H12B.1
Product: C2H2-type domain-containing protein
Exons: 6
Coding region: 41-793 (250 amino acids)
Source: RefSeq, marked reviewed